UAUGCUACUAUUCUACCCUGUCUUUACAGUCCGAGAUAGUGCAAUCGCUUCACAUACCUCGUGUGCUCCCUGGAUCAUGGCUGGGUGUUGUACAUUCUUAAAUAUUUUGUGGAAAUAUAGGAAUUACAUUAUAGUAGUCCUGACACCUCUUCUUCUUUUGCCUUUACCACUGCUCAUACCCACUCCGGAAGGAAAAUGUGGCUUUGCAAUAAUAUUGAUGGCUCUCUACUGGUGUACAGAAUGCAUCCCUCUGGCUGUUACUGCACUUUUGCCUGUUAUACUCUUUCCUAUGUUGCAAAUUAUGGAAUCAGAUGAGGUUUGCAUCCAGUACUUGAAAGACUCCAACAUGCUUUUCUUUGGUGGGCUUGUGGUCGCUAUCGCUGUUGAACAGUGGAACCUGCACAAGAGAAUCGCCCUACAGGUUUUGCUUGUCAUAGGGGUCAAACCCUCUUUCCUUAUGGUAGGGUUCAUGAGCACCACAGCCUUUUUGUCCAUGUGGAUCAGUAACUCAGCUGCUACUGCCAUGAUGCUGCCCAUUGCUAAGGCCGUGCUGGAUCAGCUAUCUGACACAGAGGCACGAGCAGAAGAGAAAGAGUGGGAAAUGAUGGUUGUCAGUGAUGGUGAAGAGAACUCAGCGUUUCAAAUGGAGGAUGACAAAACUGACACGGACAGUGUGCUGCAUGUACAGGUCCACGGAUUCACUAAAGAUGCAAUUAAACAUGAAAACAGCAAAGACCUGCAAGAUGCUGGAGAGGAUGAUAAUUAUUGUUGUGCCAAAAGAGCAGAGGCUGAGCAGCGGAGAGCGAACAGGGAACAGAAAUACUCCAGACUGUCCAAAGGAAUGAGCCUGGGCAUCUGUUACUCUGCCAGCAUUGGGGGCACGGCCACACUAACUGGGACCACUCCAAAUGUGAUCCUGAAAGGCCAGAUUGAUGAACUCUUUCCAGACAAUGGUGGUAUCAUUAACUUUGCCAGCUGGUUUGGUUUCUCAUUUCCCAACAUGGUUCUGAUGCUGGUGCUGUCAUGGUUGUGGCUGCAGAUUUUAUUUGUGGGUUUCAACUUGAAAGAAUCAUUUGGAUGUUGUACAAAAAGCCAAGGUCAAAAAGAGGACUAUCAGGUGAUUAAACAUGAGUACAAGAAGCUGGGCCCGAUAAGGUUUGCUGAGGCCUGUGUGCUCCUGAUCUUCACUCUGUUGGUUCUGCUGUGGUUCACCAGAGAUCCAGGCUUCAUACCAGGCUGGGCCACUGUUCUCUUCAAUCAGCAGAAAAAGUACGUCACAGAUGGUACAGUGGCUAUACUGAUGUCAUCACUGUUUUUCUGCAUCCCAUCCAGUUUGCCUCCAUGUUGUUGCGGUUCUUCAGAUGGGGCCUCUGCUGAAGCCCCACCCCCAUUGCUGAGUUGGAGCAUAGUCCACCAGAAGUUGCCCUGGAACACCCUUCUGCUUCUAGGGGGAGGUUUUGCUCUUGCUCAUGGCAGUGAUAAAUCUGGACUGUCUGCCUGGUUGGGGGACACUCUCAUUCCAUUACAAAAUAUUCCCCCAUUUGCUAUUUCGAUCCUGCUUUGUUUACUGGUGGCCCUUUUCACAGAGUGCUCCAGUAACACUGCCACCACAACUCUGUUUCUGCCCAUUCUGGCCUCAAUGGCUGUAGCUAUCAAGAUCCAUCCCAUGUAUGUCAUGAUUCCAUGCACUUUUGCUUCCAACUUGGCAUUCAUGCUUCCUGUGGCCACACCCCCCAAUGCUAUAGCCUUCUCCUUUGGUAACCUCAAAGUCGUGGACAUGGUCAAGGCUGGGUCCAUGCUGAAUAUUAUUGGUGUUGUAACCAUCAAUCUUGCCAUUAAUACCUGGGGUGUAGCAAUGUUUCACCUCAACACAUUUCCAGAGUGGGCCAAUGUCACAGUGAAACCAUAAAUAUGAACGAAAAAUAUUUUCUUAUCU
This is a messenger RNA of Periophthalmus magnuspinnatus, 1936 nucleotides long. RefSeq names its product solute carrier family 13 member 2-like. Bases 2 to 1909 code for a protein of 635 amino acids. Gene Ontology annotation, biological process: monoatomic anion transmembrane transport. Gene Ontology annotation, molecular function: transmembrane transporter activity. The record is from RefSeq and is a predicted model, not a curated record. Gene Ontology annotation, cellular component: membrane. NCBI's taxonomy places the organism in Eukaryota, Metazoa, Chordata, Actinopteri, Gobiiformes, Gobiidae. The transcript is spliced from 13 exons.